This is a messenger RNA of Hibiscus syriacus, 577 nucleotides long. RefSeq lists its product as uncharacterized. The transcript has 2 exons. The record is from RefSeq and is a predicted model, not a curated record. Bases 42 to 395 code for a protein of 117 amino acids. Lineage: Eukaryota; Viridiplantae; Streptophyta; Magnoliopsida; Malvales; Malvaceae.
CUGAAUAAGCUCAUAUUAAACAAACAAACAAACAAAAAAAGAUGACAAAAAUCGCUUUGGUCCUUCUUUUGAUCUCAAUGCUCAUGAUUCUUUCGGUUCAGUCCGCCUCCGGUAUCGUGACCGUUUCACAUGCAUCGAUAGCAGAUGUCGAAAAAGUUUCCGGGCCUUUGAAGGUUGCUGCAGGACCGGUAGUGGAUGCUGCUGCGCCGGUAGCGGAUGCUGCAGGGCCGGCAGCCGAUUCAAAGGAGAAAUCCUCGUCAUGGAUCGAUUGGACCAAAGACAAGAUCAGUGGUAUUGAGAGCAGUGUCGGGAACCUGUUUUCUUCGUCGUCGUCUUCUUCUUCGGGAUCGGCCUCUGCUCCGGCACCGGCAACGAAACCGAAAACAAAGGUUUGAGCCGGAACUGUCGCUUCAGAAAGGAUAUAUCAUGCAACAGAAUACCAGUGCACAUUGAUGUAAUGUAUUUGGAAUAAUCCAAGUGGUCGUCCUCCAACAAUAGUGGGGAUUUAACUGGAGAAUCAUUAUUAUUUUUUGUUUUUAUUUUAUUUUUCAAUUAAGAUAUGUUGAAAGUCAUCAUA